Aphanomyces invadans is the source of this 636-nucleotide messenger RNA. RefSeq lists its product as hypothetical. Lineage: Eukaryota; Oomycota; Saprolegniomycetes; Saprolegniales; Verrucalvaceae. Bases 1 to 636 code for a protein of 211 amino acids. The record is from RefSeq and is a predicted model, not a curated record. The transcript has 4 exons.
AUGGGCACCGACGCGUAUGAGAUUAUGGUCACAGCUGCGCUCAACGAGGCACCUGCGAGCAUCCUCAGCAGCGACAGUUCCCGAUACAAUGGGCUCCAGCCCAUCAACGACGUCGAGUGUAUCGUCCUUACUCCGAGUGACUACACGUGGUCGUACAAGGUUCGCGAGGCAAGGGCCGCCGGCUUUGGACCUGACGUGUCUGGCGUGAGCACGUCGCUCACGAUUGAAAUCACGCGGGACUUCAACAUGUACAUGACCCUCAUCUUUGUUGGGAUCUGGGCUGCCACGAUCGCGAUCGGAUGGAUUGGCAGCAUGUCGUUGAUUUGGGAACGCCGGCCGGCUGACCAUCCCGCCAUCUUUCUUUCGGCCCUCUUCGCCGUCCCACCGUUUUCCAAUACAGCCCUGGGAAAGGUUCCCUUCGGCUGCCUCUUUAACAAUUUGUGCACCUACUUUUCGAUCGGUGUCAUCAUUACGUUCUUGCUCCUCGUCGCGUCUGCGUACAUGAAGAAGGCGAAAAAGUCGGUUCAACCCAAGCAAGGCGAAGAUGAUGCGAUUCCCGUGGCGACUUUGGACGCAGGCGGUAACGUUGCUAGCGACGCUGGUGAUUCCGGUGGAGCAUCGGCCGGGGAAGCAUAG